Molecule: messenger RNA, 2302 nt
Organism: Nothobranchius furzeri (turquoise killifish)
Lineage: Eukaryota; Metazoa; Chordata; Actinopteri; Cyprinodontiformes; Nothobranchiidae
Gene: mlx
Product: MAX dimerization protein MLX
Biological process (GO): regulation of transcription by RNA polymerase II
Cellular component (GO): nucleus
Molecular function (GO): protein dimerization activity; DNA-binding transcription factor activity, RNA polymerase II-specific; RNA polymerase II cis-regulatory region sequence-specific DNA binding
Source: RefSeq, a predicted model, not a curated record
AGCACUAUUAGUUUUUUAGCGUUUCAAAAUGACGGACCCAGAGGAACACUGGAAAGGCAGCACACAUUUCCCCUCCUCAACCCAAUCUCACAGCUUCUGGUUUCCUUUUUCUUCUUCUUGGUGAUGGCUGGACAGACAGACGGGGCUUUCAGUGACAGUGGGUUUGACACAAGUUUCUUUGCUGAAACUGCUAGAAAGGGAAGCAUUGUUUCCAGAGCCAACAGUAUCGGCUCAACCAGUGCCUCUUCAGUACCAAAUACAGAUGAUGAAGACAGCGAUUACAGGCACGAGACGUCAUUUAAAGACUCCUUUAAAGAUCGCCGGAGACAAGCACACACUCAAGCUGAGCAAAAGCGCAGAGAUGCAAUCAAGAAAGGCUAUGGUGACCUGCAGUCCAUCGUUCCUACGUGCCAGCAGCAGUCUGAGUUUGCAGUUGGAGCCCAGAAGAUCAGCAAGGCUACUGUUCUGCAGAAAACUAUCGACUACAUCCAUUUUCUUCACAAAGAAAAGAAGAAGCAAGAGGAGGAAGUUUCCAUCCUGAGGAAAGAAGUGAUGGCGCUUAAGAUAAUGAAAACGAACUAUGAGCACAUAGUGAAGGCCCACCAGAACAACCCGCAGCAGGGAGAAGAUCAGGUGUCUGACCAGGUCAAAUUCAACCUUUUUCAGAACAUCAUGGACUCCCUGUUUGUGUCCUUCAGCAACUCGGUUUCAGUGAGCAGCUUCCAGGAACUGUCAGCCUGUGUUUUCAGCUGGAUCGAGGAGCACUGCAAGCCACAGACGCUGCAGGAGUCUGUUGUCGGCGUGCUCCGGCAGCUCAACGGCCAGCUUUAUUGAUCGAGGAGAAGCCUCUGGUUAACUUCCAGAAAAUGACUUUUGACUUGCUCUUGCCUCUCUGGAUGGAGCAAACCCUUCAGGCCGUGCAGUAUUCGCACGCGUCAGCCCAUCGGUGACUCUGCGCCUGCGUGUUGAUUACCUCAUCGUGUUUUCUUAGCAGGAAUUUAAAAAAAGCUGCCUUCAGCCACUUUCUGACCGUGUUUACAUUCCCAUAGAGCUGAGUGUAAAACACGAGAAAAUUUCAACUUAUGCUUUCAAACAGAAAAAUGUUAGCACACAUUUUAGCCUCAUCGCUACAAAAAUCUGACUUAUUCCAUUUAUUUAUACAUGUGGUCCUUUUUUCCGGCGCAGCACGUCUGCCAUUCCUGUCAACGGUCACUGCUCCAACGCUGAACGCAGCUUCUGUGGCGCCUCAGAGAAACACACUGGUGGUUUUAAAGUCCUCUGCCUUCAGUGUGGCGGUAAAUAAAUGGUUAGUUCCAAGAAUGAGGUGGAUAAAUGUUGUAAAUAUGCCACAGGUCUCCAACAGGCUUUAGUGUUUAGUCACAGUUUAGCUGCAGGUGACCUGUCAAAAAGGUUCAUUUAGCAGGUGUUGAUUUUAAUGAGCCUUCUUUGAAUUUCAGCCCGAUUUUAAAUGCUGUCGUGUUUUCAUGAUCCGUGACGUCGCUCUGUGCUACAGUGAAAGCAGAAACUCUAAAAUGCAUCAGUUUGUUUUUUUUAUUCCAAACCUCUGACUCUAGAUUCUCUAGGAUCAGCAGCAGAUUUGAACGUUUUGUUCUUGUGGACAUGAUCUGCUGCGGAAGUCUGGCUCGUUUCAUGUUCUAAUAUUUUUCUGUUUGAAAUGUUUAAAAGGUUACGCACAGAUAAAAACACACAGCCACUAAAGUCUCUCUAGUUUUUCCCGUAACGUCAAAACUGCACUCUUCCCUCUGCCCUGUUGUGUAUAUGUUCAGUGGACUGCUGCUGAUGCUGUUUUGAUGACAUCGCAUGGUGGCCGGUGGUGAAUUAAUCACCAUCAGGAGAGAAACUUCAAUUUAUGGACUUAAUAUUUUAUUUGCAUACGAGAACAUAAAGUGCAAAACCAACAGCAGAAAAGGGCAGGAUCGUAGUUUUGUAGUGGUGACCAGCGAAUGAGCCCAAAGCAGUUUUGGCAGUAUUAACAACUGUGAAAAUGUUGAUUUAGAAACAGCUGAACAGUUCACUCUAUAUAAUAAUGUAUGCAGCAAACUAUCUGAAGCCUGUUAGAGGUUUGAAUCAUUUGCUGACUUUCUAUGUAAGCUCAGGAUAAUGAAGAUGCUUUAAAGGGGAGAAAACACCACAGUUGCCUUUAGGGUCACAAUCAGCCCUCGAUGCAGUAGCUACAUGUAGUCUAGCCAAUAAGAAUGCUAACUUUUGUACAAAUGUGUUUGAUUUUUUUUCCUUUUAUUAUUUAUUCAAAAGAAAUGUUAAAUAAAGUGGCUCAAAAAGC